AUGGCUACCCCAAUUAGCCAGAUUCCUUUCCGUUUCAAAGGUCAAAUUACAUGUAUAUUUCACAAAGGGAGACAACUGGAACUUUAUUGUGAGAAGUGUCAAGAGCCGGUGUGUCUACAUUGUAUUUCAUCUAUUCACAAAAGCCAUUCAAUUUGCGAGCUCAGUGAAAUUUCUCCCCAAAAAAAACAAGAUAUCACAAACUUUAUUAACAGGGUGGAACAAAAUGAUCUUGAACAAGUUAGAAAAUACAUCAAAUCUACUCAUACACUCCUUCAAGACAACACCAACACAUUUGAGAAACUGUCAUGUCAGUUGAAAAUGCGAACAGAUAAAUUAAAACAAGACCUUGACCUUCUUGCAGCACAGACACUCUCUAUUUAUAAAAAGAUGGAAGAGGAUAAUAACAGGCUGAUACAGAAUUAUAUGGAGGAAUUAAACAUGUAUGAAAAACACAUGAAACAACAAAUUGAAGAAUGUAACAUUGUGCUUAAUGUUGGUUCUCACAUACAAAUUUAUGACAAAUCUUGUGAGAUCCAUUCUCCUACAAGUCUUCCUGUAAAACCUGUCCUGGAUACUGCCAGCUUCGAUCCAAACAAAAACUCUCAACGUCUCCUGGAACUAGCCUUAGGGCAAGUUAUUCUCUCAGGUCAAGGUCAACUAUUAACUAAGCAGGAUAGGUCAGGAUCAAAAUCAGAUGACAAAGGACAAUUUUCUAGACAGCAAUCAGGACGAAAAGAGAAGAAAGCAGUGAUAAGGAAAAAACUACUGUCAGAGACCAAGGUGGUGGAAGAGUGGGAGUCUCCAUGUUACAUUACUUCUAUAUGUCAAACCACUGAUGGUCAGGUGUGGACCAGUGAUUAUAGUGGCGUAUUAACUCUCCUGGACGGGAAAGGUAAAAUUAUACAAAAGGUCACACACAAGUCUAUCAUAUAUGACAUCAGUCUAUCACCCACAACACACACACUUUGGGUCUGUGACAGUAAAAACAACAUCAUGGAGCUGGUAUCAGGACAACUCACAAAGAAAUUCAGAACCAAACAGAAACCCAGGUGUAUGUGUGUUACAGCCGGUAACCAUAUCAUUGUAGGGAUGGACAAACACGUCUCCAAAUUUACCACACAAGGUCAGAUGGUGCUCACUACAAUGGCUAUAGGGACUGGGAAACCCUUAGUGUAUUCACCACACAGGAUCUCCGAGUGUGCAGUGACCAACAAUGUCGCAGUGGUUGAUAGCAACACUGAAAAUAAUGUUGGUGAUGGAAAUCAACGUGUUGUUGUCAUGGAUACUGAAUUCCAGAAACUGUUUGUAUACAGAGGUGACAUCCCCAGGACAUAUAAACAGACACCACCUACGGAAAGUGAACCAUUUGACCCCUAUGGUGUGGUGUAUGACAGUGUAGGUAACCUCAUUAUAGGGGACAAUAACAACUGUAGGGUCCUACUCCUCAGUGGAGGUGGUGAGUUCCUCAGGAUCAUAUACACUGAUGCAAACUGGACAUCUGCUGUAGGAGUAGACAGGAAGAAUGUCCUGUGGGCAGUUUUUGGGUAUAGAGAUAUGAAACUACUACAGUACAGCAGUGUGUGA
This is a messenger RNA of Ylistrum balloti, 1584 nucleotides long. RefSeq lists its product as uncharacterized. The record is from RefSeq and is a predicted model, not a curated record. Bases 1 to 1584 code for a protein of 527 amino acids. The transcript has a single exon. Lineage: Eukaryota; Metazoa; Mollusca; Bivalvia; Pectinida; Pectinidae. Gene Ontology annotation, biological process: positive regulation of DNA-templated transcription. Gene Ontology annotation, cellular component: chromatin; nucleoplasm. Gene Ontology annotation, molecular function: zinc ion binding; ubiquitin-protein transferase activity.